This is a messenger RNA of Closterium sp. Naga37s-1, 687 nucleotides long. The record is from the annotation of a GenBank genome assembly. Lineage: Eukaryota; Viridiplantae; Streptophyta; Zygnematophyceae; Desmidiales; Closteriaceae.
AUGCCGCACCGCGGCAAUGACGACGAUCUCGCCGCGCCGCUGCUUCCCAACGCGCCGUCAUCGCCGUCCGCAUCACACGCGAUUAGCGCGCUGACCGCGGGGCGAAAUGCCGCGUCGCCGUCCGCAGAGCACAUCACUGUUGCCGUCGUGCCGCCGCGCGCCGUCUAUUCCACGCCCUUCGUGCAGGCCGGCGUCGUCGGCGGAGUCUCAAGUGCGGAUGCCGGCGGGAAUGGCGGAUCCGGCGCGGGCGUGGUGAGUGAAGCGGCGGGAGGCAGGGAGGGGGGGAUUGCCGAGGCCGAAUCAGGAACGCCGAAAGGCCCUGUGCGAAAAAAACUCUGGCGAAUUGCGGACGACGACAGCGACAGCGAUGGCGAGCACGGCCAUGUGGGCGACGCGACCCCCGCGAGCGCGGGGAAAGAAACGGAUGGGGCGAUUCCCGAGGGCGGGCAGCAUGCGGGUACUAGCCGCCGCGGCAGCAGCAGCCGGGGGCGCGCGAGCACGGAAGGGCGCGCCGUGCGGGACGCGGGUGGUGGGGAGGGGGUGGGCGGCGAACAGAAGGACGCGGGUGGGGAGGGCAGUAGGCGGGCGACGGGCGAGGUGGGGGGAAUGGGAGGGGUGGGGAGGUUGGGGGAGGUGGGGGAGAGCAACAGCGCGCGGGAGAGACGGUGGCAGGCGCUGCUGCGGUAG